CAUUUCUGAACGUCAUCUCGGAGCGCGCGAGCACCUUGUGGCUGACAGUCAGCAGUAAAAGCCACACGUUGGGUUAGCGCUGUUCAGACAAUCCGCGGCUUUUUAUCGUUACUGAUCCAGAAACAUGUCUUCGCUUUUAAAAGUGGACAGUGAAAUCAAGUCAAAGGUUGAUGUUUUCAGAGAACGAAUCACAGGAGAGGCCGAAGAUCUGGUUGCAAACUUUUUCCCUAAGAAAUUGUUAGAACUGGACCAGUUUCUCAAGGAUCCUCUCAUAAACAUCCGUGAACUGAAAGAAAUCCAUUCUGAGAUCAAUCUGACUGUGCCAGAUCCAAUUCUACUUACAGACAUCCAUGACGGUCUUGAAGGGCAAAAUGCCAAAAAAAGAAAACUUGAGGAUGGUCCAGGAGAUGACAAAGUUGGCGGGACCAAGGUCUAUGUAAUGCCUGGUGGAAUGAUGAAAAGCAACGGCAAACUAGUAGACCUUAUUGAGAAGGUUAAGCCUGAAAUCAGAACCCUCAUAGAGAAAUGCAACACGGUAAAAAUGUGGGUACAAUUGUUAAUUCCAAGAAUAGAAGAUGGCAACAACUUUGGGGUUUCAAUCCAGGAGGAGACUGUGGCUGAACUCAGAACAGUGGAGGGAGAGGCAGCAUCUUACCUAGACCAGAUAUCAAGAUACUACAUCACACGAGCAAAGCUGGUUUCCAAAGUAGCAAAAUAUCCCCAUGUGGAAGACUAUCGACGCACAGUUACAGAGAUUGAUGAGAAAGAGUACAUCAGUCUGAAGAUCAUAGUGUCGGAACUGAGAAAUCAAUAUGUAACUUUACAUGACAUGAUUCUGAAGAACAUUGAGAAGAUAAAGCGGCCCAGGAGCAGCAAUACAGAUGCGCUUUAUUAAGACCGUCUAUCUUCUCAACUAAAGCCCUUCCCUUCUCUCCACUGGGACUAGCUGGAACCUUGGACUGGUUCUAAUGGAAUUACAAAAACAUUAAAACCAGGCCAAGACCCACAUGCUCCACCUGGCCUGGUGCAACAUGCCGCUGAUGAUAGAACUGUAAUAUAUGGUCACUGUUUUAAACCCUUUAAAGAACCCAUUUUGAUUUCCUAGUGGACAGUGUUAAUGUAUGGAGACAUUUUGGCAUUUUGACAUCCAGUUUUCUUUCUUUUUUAUUUCUCGUUAUUUAAUUAAAAGACUCUUUAACAACAGGUUUUCUUUUAUCUGUCACAAAACCAAAUGCAGUGUAGCACUUCUCUGGACGGUUCUAAGGCAUUUUACAUGUUUUAGAUUUGUGGUGAUGUCAGAGAUGCUCAGUUUCUCCAGUUUAAAAACUUUGAAGGUCUUAUCGAUGCUGUAUUUUAAUCAGUUGACUCUCUCCAUCUAAUCUCAGUGUAGUUUAGAAUGAAAGCUGUACUUGUGCAUCAUUUUACAUACACUGAAUUAGAUGUUCAUUUCUUGUCAAUGAAAUACAAGUAUUUUACUUUCUUAUUUUCUUGUUCAUUCAUAGAAUCACAAAGUUCCCAAAUGCUUCUUAUGGCUAUUUUGUCCUGUUUCUUUUAAGAGUGAUGCAUUUUGCUGAAUAAAAACGUUUUUUUUUC
Molecule: messenger RNA, 1593 nt
Organism: Astyanax mexicanus (Mexican tetra)
Lineage: Eukaryota; Metazoa; Chordata; Actinopteri; Characiformes; Acestrorhamphidae
Gene: psme3
Product: proteasome activator subunit 3
Exons: 11
Coding region: 125-895 (256 amino acids)
Biological process (GO): positive regulation of endopeptidase activity; regulation of proteasomal protein catabolic process; regulation of G1/S transition of mitotic cell cycle
Cellular component (GO): cytoplasm; proteasome activator complex; nucleoplasm
Molecular function (GO): endopeptidase activator activity
Source: RefSeq, a predicted model, not a curated record